GCUGACUCGCUGCUGCAUCGAAUUUCUCAUUAGCGUUAUUUUAAAUUUAUCAUGCUGCUUGUAACUUUGCUUUGAGGUUUGCCCUGUGCCAAAUGAGAUUAGGUGUUGUUGCUCGUUAGGAAGCUGGUUUGACAGUAACAACGGAAAACGGAAGUUCGUUUGUUUACAACUCAACACGUGCUUCCUCCAGUUUUUUUUCACAACUGUCGUUUACUACCUGUGUACUCUACGAUGCUCAAGAAGACAAACAGGUACUUCUCUGGUAGCCCUGAAAAUAAACCGCAACAGAAUGCAGGCUCCAAGACGACCCCUAAAGUCCAACACAAAAAGGGAAUCAGGAAACAACAGAAGAGUCAUGCUGGGACCACUGGGACGGUUCAUAUCGACGAGGCUAAAGUAGCGAAGUACAAACGGGUUGCAUCCUAUUCUCUUUCAGGCAUAUCUUCAGAAUUUAAGAGGAAGAAAAUUCAAGCGCAGAAGAAGAAAGUUAGAAAAUCUGUGCUGCAAGCAACCCGUGCAGAGCUACUGUUGCCAGAAGAUGUUGGAUUUCUCGAAGCAGAUGAAGGAGAAGAUACAGUGAAGUUUUACCAACAUCAAAUUGCCGAAGUGGUCGACAUUACCAGUGCUACGAAGCAUUUUGACCUGAACCUUCCAGAGUAUGGCCCCUACUCUGUAAACUAUUCUAGAGAUGGAAGGCAUCUCCUUCUUGGAGGCCACCGAGGCCACGUAGCAGCGCUUGACUGGGUAACAAAACACCUGCUCUGUGAAAUGAACGUCAUGGAGUCUGUACAUGAUGUGCAGUGGUUGCACAUGCCUACCAUGUAUGCGGUGGCGCAAAAGUCAUGGACAUAUAUCUAUGACAACCAGGGCACUGAACUGCACUGCCUCAAAAUGCUAGAUGGAAUCCUCAAAAUGUGUUUUCUUCCGUACCAUUUCCUCCUUGCCACUUCAAGCGAACGAGGGUUCCUGUCCUGGCUGGACGUCUCGAUUGGAAAGAUGGUGGCCCAGUUCAGUGCAAAGUCUGGCAGGCUUAACAUAAUGAAACAAAACCCUUACAAUGCCACUCUUCUCACGGGACAUCCAAAUGGAGUUGUAAAGAUCUGGUCGCCAAAUAUCAAUGAACCACUUGUCAGUAUGCUGUGCUCCAAGGCUACACUGAGGGAUAUCGCUGUAGAUGACACCGGGAUGUACUUGGCAACUGCGGCAACGGACCGCACGCUUAAGAUUUGGGACCUGAGGACAUACAAGUGUCUCAAGUCGUACAAGUUAAAGACUGCCGGUGGCCAUCUAAGCUUCAGCCAAAGGCACCUGCUCGCUGUCUCUCUAGGUAGCUUUGCGGAAGUGUAUAAGGACUGCUGUCGCAGUGCCACCGUAGAGUCCCCUUACUUGCGCCAUAAGGCUGCAGGCACGAUUAAUGCGCUCGAGUUCUGCCCGUAUGAAGAUGUACUGGGCAUAGGACAUCAGCGUGGAUUCACGAGCAUAUUAGUACCAGGAUCUGGAGAGCCCAAUUUUGACGCUCUGGAAAGUAAUCCGUACAUGACCAAGUCUCAGAGGCAAGAAAUGGAAGUCAAGGCACUCCUAGAUAAGAUUCAACCUGAGCUGAUCUGCCUGGAUCCUAAGAUGUUGGGCAAAGUUGAUCUCAAAACUUUGCAGACAAAGGUGGAAGAGAACAACAAGAAGAAAUGGUUGAAACCCAUUACGAUUGACACAACACCUAUGGUGGGAAAAGAGAGACGCAAGGCUGCCAGGGCAAAAGCGCAGCUUAAAGCGGAGAAGAAGAGGCAACUUAUCCAAGGGGCUCAAAAGGAGAAAACUAAGAAAGAUGCUGCGACAUCCAAAAAGCUGCAAGGUGUCCUUGACAGGUUCAAACCAAAAUCUUGAGGGCAGAAUUCUCAUGCUUUCAUGCAUUAUGUAAAUGUCUCUUAUGUUUUUUGUCAUAAAAAGGCAUAUUUGUACAUA
Molecule: messenger RNA, 1959 nt
Organism: Ornithodoros turicata
Lineage: Eukaryota; Metazoa; Arthropoda; Arachnida; Ixodida; Argasidae
Product: WD repeat-containing protein 46-like
Exons: 14
Coding region: 232-1881 (549 amino acids)
Biological process (GO): maturation of SSU-rRNA from tricistronic rRNA transcript (SSU-rRNA, 5.8S rRNA, LSU-rRNA)
Cellular component (GO): 90S preribosome; nucleolus; small-subunit processome
Molecular function (GO): protein binding
Source: RefSeq, a predicted model, not a curated record